Molecule: messenger RNA, 1037 nt
Organism: Oncorhynchus nerka (sockeye salmon)
Lineage: Eukaryota; Metazoa; Chordata; Actinopteri; Salmoniformes; Salmonidae
Product: lens fiber membrane intrinsic protein-like
Exons: 5
Coding region: 301-822 (173 amino acids)
Cellular component (GO): plasma membrane
Molecular function (GO): structural constituent of eye lens
Source: RefSeq, a predicted model, not a curated record
UAGUCCCCAUGGUCGCUCAAUGGGAAAGAGCCACGUGCCUCUGCGCCCACCAGCUCAAGAGCAUUUGUUCUCGCUGUUGGUUGCUGUAAAGGAUUUGCCUCCAUAGACAGAAAAGCAGAGCGGAUAACUUUUUGGAAUUCGGCCUAGGGGGUCCUCUUCAACCUUUUGCUCACUCCGGGCUUCCACUCUCUCUCUUUCUCUCUCAGUCUUUCCCUGCGGAAAGGUUGACACUUAAGAGGGUUUAUUUUUCCUGAAGAACUCAGUGCGUAGAGCCUCGCCACCGUCGCAGUGCCACUCAGGAUGCACAGCUUUAUGGGAGGGGGCCUGUUCUGCGCCAUAGUGGGGAACAUCCUGCUGGUGGUCUCAACUGCGACAGACUACUGGAUGCAGUACCGCUUGUCGGGGAGCUUCGCCCACCAGGGCCUGUGGAGGUACUGCAUGUCGGGAAAGUGCUACAUGCAGACGGACAGCAUCGCCUACUGGAAUGCCACCCGUGCCUUCAUGAUCCUGUCAGCCAUGUCGUGCUUCGCGGGCAUCAUCGCAGGCAUUCUCUCCUUUGCCCAUUUCUCUGCCUUCGAGAGGUUCAACCGCUCCUUCGCUGCAGGGAUCAUGUUCUUUGUCUCCACUCUCUUUGUUCUGCUUGCAAUGGCCAUCUACACUGGAGUGACGGUGAACUUCCUGGGGAAGCGCUUCGGUGACUGGCGCUUCUCUUGGUCCUACAUACUGGGCUGGGUGGCACUGCUCAUGACCUUCUUUGCAGGAAUAUUUUACAUGUGUGCCUACAGAAUGCAUGAAUGCAGGAGAGUGGUGGACCCACGCUAAAAGAGAGAGGAAAGCCAGUGGAAAGAUUGCAAAUCCGGGACAUUUUGGCCACACAAUUCCAACACGAUUAAAGAAUCAAGCUUACACCAAUAGACAUAUCAUUGAAAUAUAGAAACUGUACUAGGUAAUUGAGAACCAAAGAUGAAUACAAAUGUUUGGUUAUGCCUGAGCAGUUUACGUGUCAUUUUAAUAAAGCUAUAACUCUAACAGUAAAA